Messenger RNA from Diorhabda sublineata, 1956 nucleotides. Its product is annotated as myosin-11-like. The coding region runs from base 312 to 1805 and encodes 497 amino acids. The transcript has 2 exons. The record is from RefSeq and is a predicted model, not a curated record. NCBI's taxonomy places the organism in Eukaryota, Metazoa, Arthropoda, Insecta, Coleoptera, Chrysomelidae.
UAUACACUGCAAUUAUUUUCUGUAAAUUAAUUCAUUAAAAUACCACCUAAUUGUUUUAUCACUUUUCUUCUUAUUACAAUACUAAAAUAGGUAGAAUAUGUUUUAGAGACAUUUUUAAUGUAAGGACUAUAAUUAUAAAAUUAAUAAUUUGUAUAUUCUAAAAUAAUCAAACGUGAUCUAGUGAGGCUGUGAAAUUGACAUUUAUGGAGAUCUUAUUUGUGUUGCGACAAUGUUUCUGUAAUUUCAAAGUAUUUGACGCCAUUGUACCUUUUUGAAUAAGUAAGGUUUAUAAUUAUAUUUAUAAUACAAACAUGGAAAAUGCAGCAGAUAGUGGUGAAUCUGACCGAAUAUGUUUUCAAACGGAUUUAAAAAUAAUUUUAGAUGGAACGAAGAAGAUGAUGGAGCUAAUGGAAAUAGAAAAAGACAAAAUAACUGAAUUAGAACAAGGUAUUGCAAAAAAUAUUGAUAGUUUGCUAAGUACUCGCAAUUUCAUAAAAAAUUUUAAAGAAUUUAUUAACAAAAACCUUGCUGACAUUGGAAACAGAACUAAUUUUUCAAAUAUAUUUGAAGAAUGUAAAACAAAUAUUAUAUCAUCAGCUCAAAUCCUCUAUAAAAUUGUUAUGGACUUGAACUAUGCUAUAUCUUCAGCAGAAGCUACAAUUAGUGAGUUAGUUGAUAUAGCAAAUGAUAAUGAGCAAGUAUAUAAUUUAGAGGUUCAAUGUUAUAAGCAUAAAGAGAAGCAAUUAGUAACCGAGUUGGAAAAGAUGAAACAAAUUCAUAUUCUAGAUACCAAUGCUAAGGAAGCUCUAGCUAAAGAAAAUAUUUGUUUAAAAUUAGAAUUAGAGCAAUUGAAUCUUGAAGUGGAUUCAUAUGAACAGAAAUUAAUGGAUAUUCCUAGAUUUGCGGAAAAUAACAUUGAGCAAAAUCAAGUACUUGACAAGUUAAUUGAGGAAUGUAACUGGUAUGACAAUGAAAUAUUAGGUCUUACUAGAUCGCUUGAUAGUAUAAUUUCUCAAAAUAAAGAAAAUGAGGUAAAUGUUUCUACAAACAUAGUAAUUUGUAAAACAAAAAUCGAUGAAUUAGAAAAGGAGUUACAGCAUGUAGUAGAAGAACUGAAACAACUGAAAACAAAUGAAAAAAACUCUAAUUAUGAAAUUUCAACAUAUAAGGAUUCCAUAAAAAAUUCUGAAAUCAAUUUGGUAACUUUAUCAAGUAAGUACGAAGAAUUAAAUGAAAUGACAAAGGGAGCACAAGAAAGCUUUGAUGAAGAAAUGUUAUCCUAUAAAGAGACAUUAAGCAAAAAAGAAUAUUUAAUGAAGUGUAACCAAGAAAUUGGGCUUAAAUUGUCUCAAAAAAUAGAAGCAAGAAAAGUUGAAAUUGAACAUUUCAACACAGAAAUAAAUAUGUUUGAGGAUAUUCUUACGGGUUUAGUGGAAAAAGAUAUUUAUAAACAAAUAGAAGUAAAACAAGAUAAUUUACAUGAAUUAAACUUGGAACUUGAGAAAGCAAAGGAUACAUAUAAACAAUGUUUACUUGAAAAACAAGAGUUUUUGCAGGCCAAAAUAAUUGAAAAUGAAAAAGAGAAUAGUAUAUUGUCAAAUUAUACUACCACCGUGGAAACAGAAUUGAAAGAACUACAAGAUAAAAUAAAGCAUUUAAAAGAAGAGAAACCUCAAUGUCAAAAAAUUUUGAGUGAUUUAAAGAGUCAGUAUGAAAAAAAGAGGGUCGGUAAAACAGAAGUACAGCCAAAGAAACGUAGGUGGGAUAGUGAUAGUACUAUAGAUGAUGAAAAUUGGAUUUGUUAAUAAUCAUUCACAAAGUUAAAGGACCUCCUUAAUUUGUUUUUCUUUUGUUCUAAUCAAACUUGUUUUUUUCAAUGUAAGGGAAAUUUCAAAAAUCCAUUAUCUAUCAUGUAAAUGUUAAUUUAUUAAUAAAUCUAUUGGUUUUGUUAUAUAA